AGCCGGCCCGGCCCCGCGCCCCCCGCCCGGCCAUGGAGCGCCCCCGCCGGCCCGCCGGCCCCGCCGCCCCCGCCGCCUGAGCGCCGCCGGGCUCCCGGCGCCCCGGGACGCGGAGGGCAGGCAGCGGGCGGGGGCUGCCGAGCCCCGCCGCCGGAGCCACGGGACCGCCGCGCUGCGAGCGGCGGCGGCAGCAGCAGCCCGCGGAGGGCUCUCCCUCGUUAUUUGUUUUUCCUCCCCCCCCUUCUUUUUUUCUUUUUUUUUUUUUUCUCCAGAUUUUUUUUUUUAUUAUUACGUUUUUCCCCUCCCCUUCUCACUCGCCCAGCUCUGCGGACGUGCUUGCUCCCGGAGGAAGGCGCCCGCAGCCGGCCAAAGCGGGAGAGGGGCCCCGCGCCCCGCCGAGCCCCAGGGCCCCUGCGGAUGUGCGAAGCUCUCCUCCGGCCGCCUGUCCUCCCGCCGGCUUGCCUGCUGGGUGCACCACCUCUUUGUCCUCCUGCAUCUACAGUUUUCAAUUUUUAAAAAAUUUUUAAAUUUUUUUUUAAGCAGACCUGAGCAUCACCGGCAGCGGGAAGGGGGGGGGUGGGGGUGGGGUGGGCCAGCGACGCUGCCAGACCGACCCCUGCCCAUUUCUCCUAAGGAACUCUCAUGGCUUCACAGCUGCAGACAAGUUGCCGUGCAUCUUGGUGGACUAUCGGAGUUUGCAUCCUGCUGGCGGCCGCGCUCCUACCAGGGCUGCAAGCUCAGACUGUCUUAGUCAAUGACACAGUGUCGGGGUUUAUUGGGACAGAUGUGGUCCUGCACUGCAGCUUCACUAAUCCGCUCCCCAAUGUGAAGAUCACGCAGGUCACGUGGCAGAAAGCCACCAACGGCUCCAAGCAGAAUGUUGCCAUCUACAACCCUGCCAUGGGAGUCUCCAUCCUCUCUCCCUACAAAGAGCGGGUGACUUUCCGGAACCCUUCCUUCAAAGAUGGCACCAUUCAGCUCUCCCGGCUAGAGCUGGAGGAUGAGGGAGUUUACAUCUGUGAGUUUGCUACCUUCCCAACUGGCAACCGGGAAAGUCAACUGAACCUCACUGUGCUAGCCAAGCCCACAAAUUGGAUGGAGGGCACCAAGCGGCCACUUAUUGCUAAGUCUGGCAGGACAGAAAAGAUCUUGGUAGCUACCUGCACCUCCUCUAAUGGGAAGCCCCCCAGCACUGUCACUUGGGACACCAAGCUCAAAGGGGAAGCCGAGUUUCAGGAGAUCCGGAAUAGCAAUGGCACCAUCACAGUGAUCAGCCGGUACCGGCUGGUGCCGAGCCGGGAGGCGCACCGGCAGCAGCUCAUGUGCGUGGUCAAUUACCAGCUGGACCGCUUCACCGACAGCAUGACCCUCAACGUGCAGUAUGAGCCAGAAGUCACUAUUGAGGGCUUUGAUGGCAACUGGUUUCUCAACCGGAAGGAUGUGAAGCUGAUAUGCAAAUCUGAUGCCAACCCCCCAGCUCACACCUAUGAAUGGAAGCUGCCAAACGGGACUCUGCCGGGGAGCGUGGAAAUCCAGAACAACACCAUCUACUUUAAAGGGCCUGUCUCCUACAGCGUGGCUGGCACCUAUAUCUGUGAGGCCUCCAACGCCAUUGGUACACGGUCGGGCUUGGUGGAAGUCAACGUCACAGAAUUUCCCUACACCCCGUCUCCAAUCGAUGAUCGCAAAUCCAUGGUGCAGCCGAACAUCCCCACACCGGUGAUUGGGGGCAUAGUGGGAGGAGUCUCGCUGGUCCUGGUGGUAGCCGUGGUGCUCUUUGUGGUACUCCGGCGCCGGCGUCACACCUUCAAGGGUGACUACAGCACAAAGAAGCACGUGUAUGGCAACGGCUACAGCAAGGCUGGCAUCCCACAGCAUCAUCCCCCCAUGGCCCAAAACCUCCAGUACCCUGAUGACUCGGAUGAUGAGAAGAAGCCUGGCCCGCUGGGCGGCAGCACCUACGAAGACGAGGACGAGGAUGCGGGAGGUGACCGCAAGCUGGGUGGCCCCAACAAAUACGAGGAGGAUGCUAAGCGGCCUUACUUCACGGUAGACGAGGGGGAGGCACACCCCGAACCUUACGACGAAAGGACACUCGGCUUCCAGUACGAUCCUGAGCAGCUUGACAUAGCGGAGAACAUGGUCUCACAGAAUGAUGGAUCUUUUAUUUCCAAAAAGGAGUGGUAUGUGUAGCUCGGCACCCCACUGCUGCACACACACACACAUACACACACACACACACACACACACACACACACACACACACACACGAGUGAUGCCCUCCCACUACCCCUACAUCCCUGCCGAGCGGAGCCGAGCGUGCUGCGGCUGCUUGCACACCCACUGCACGCACGCUCACCCCCAGCACACGCACGCACGCCCCCGGCCAGCCCUGGGCGCUCGGCAGAGACUUUGGACGCUUCCAGCACUGGCCGAAGGGCGGGCGGGGGCGAGUGGGGAGGGAGGGCAGCUUUGCUUACGGAUUCAUUUUUUGGGGCAUAAGGGAGGUGGGAGGUUGGGUAAUUAUUUUCUUGGUUUUGGUUUUGCUUUUUAAUUUCUCUUGAUGACUUUUGUCCCCUCUGUGGUGUUUGUAUUGGUCGGUGGCUUAGGUGUUACUAUUUGCUUUAAUGACUGUUGCCCAGCCUGUAUAUUACACUCUGUUUGUGUCUUCAUGUCUCAGAGUGCCCUUCAGCCCCACUUCCCUCCCUGAGGUUCCUCCUCCCAAUUCUGCACCCUCGAAACACUGGAAUUUGUUUGUAUGUUGUCUUCUUUGUUUUUUUCUUAACCUUGGGAGGGGGUCAAAUGGGCUGUCCAUAGAAGGACAGAGGCCAGGAAAGCUUAUGGCAAUGGAAACAUAGCGGCCAUUGAUGAUGGUGAUGACGGUGAACUGAUCUUUUUUUUUCGUGAUCACUUUCUUUUCAGUGUGGUCUGGGUAGCACUCCCAUUGCCCACUGCACGCCUGGGGAGAUCCACUCCCAGUUUUUAAUGACUCAAUAAAAGGAAAAUGAGAAAGGGAGGGAGAAAAAGCCCUAGAACAAACCCCAGGUGCAUGGGCUGAUAGCAGGGCAGGGAAACAGAGCUGCCAUUUUCCUCCUACAAUUUAUUAUUUCCUGGCUUUUCAUUUUCUGUCUUUGUUUGAGUGUUCUUUUAAAAGAAAGAAAAGGAGUGUUUAUUGCUGACAUUUUUUCCCCCGUGAUGGCUCAGAGAAAUGCGGGCUCUUUUUGUUCUUGUUGCUGUUGCUGCUAGUACCAGCCACAGAGCAGUUAACUCUGGCACAACGGUGGUGCCUGGCAUGUCAUGCACACACCUUGCUGCCAUUGCCUGGGGACAGGGACCAACCAAUACCACUUCGCUUCUCCCACAGACUCACUGCCUUCAGCUCUGGUCUGCAGUCCCUGGUAGGGCAGAUCUCCCAGGGUACCAUCCAGUGUCUUUGAGGGCUUCAGUACAGGAUCAGGCCCCUAAGUUCUAUUAUACCACUAAGACUUAAUUGUCAUGUGUUUACACUUUUUUUUUUCAGGUCAAAGCAUGGGGGUGCUUCUCUCUAACUCUCCUAGCAACAACCCCAGCCCUUAGAUAUACUGCUUAGUCUGCAUUGAUUGCCACUUUUUCAAUAUCCCAUCCCUCUUCUAAGCAAAGGCUUUGCAGACCGUGCAGGAGUGAGUGAGCCUGGGGUAUUGAUCUCAUCCUCCUCCCCUUGAGCCACUGUGAUGUGUUGGGGAGGCUUGGAUUGCUGCUAUCUCUGCUCCGUGGAUAAAUGGGAUUCCAGACUUCAGGGCCCUCUGUCUGACACUGGCCGUAUCCAAAUUAGAUUCACUGGGUUGGGGCUUAUUUUCCUUCUUGCGGCUUGGGUUUUUUUUUUUUAAUUUGAUGUAUAAAUAAAUCUUUUGUUUGAAAAGAAAUCCCCAGUUUUCUGAGCUGUAUUAUCAUGCACAUCUAAAAAUAGCAGGACUAAUUCUCCUCCUGCCUUACCCGCUGGGUUUUGUUCCAUAGCAUCCAGCGGUUAUCCUGCUGCAAAAGGGAGGGUGGAGAGUCAGACCCACGCAGAUGAGUCAAGAUCAGAUCUCUGAUCCAGACAGCCUCCCAUGCUUUCCUUUAGCAUGUGGUGCUUGGACCAGAAAACAUGAAGCUCGGCCUGAGCCAUCCACAGUUUGUAGCUUGCUCUUACUGCAUUAGUGGUGUAGGGGAGUGGGAAAUCCAACUGUUAUGCUGUAAUCUUUCUGCUAUUCCUGCCAGCCCUCCAGGCUUCCUGGCUUCUGGCAGAACAGCCAAAUGCUGCAGGAAGGCUGCUUUAUGUCCACUUGAAGCAGGGCAGACAGAGAUUCCCUUGGGAUCUCUUGGGCUGAACCUUAAAAAGUACAUCUAAACUCCUCGUGUCCAUCCACUGCUAGCAGGAGCACCCUGCUACCAAGCAACCCCCAAAUAAUGCAAAUGAAAUCUCUAACAUCUCUCCAUACCUCUGAUUACUAGUAUGGGCUGAUUAUUAGGGGCAGAGGGAAUGACUUCCCUCCAGUGGCUUGGGAUAACAGCAUACACAGGGCUUUAAUUCCCCAAAGUGUGAACCCUGUAAUCUGGAUCAGGACUGAGCAGCAUUGCUGAGCCCUGUACCUUAGCCACAGCUUACUUUAGUGUUACAUGGGCUAUGCUGCAGAGCCUGCAAAAUUUGUGAUUCAGAGAUAAUUCUCAACAAAGUCCAUCUCUCAAGUGACUAAGCCUUUAAAUCUGAAUUUCACAACUAGGCUCUAAAAAGGGUUGUGACCACAUCUCUUAACACCAAACUCUGGGUGGUCCAUGACCAAGCGCAGAGUGGAAAUCGGUGGCACAGGCUGUCCUCUGCAAAUUUCCCCCAGCACAGAUACAUACUGCAAGGAGAUGGAUUUGGAAGAAAACAACCUUCUAUAAAAUCUGCAGGGUCCAGCAGCGAUUCUUUCAUGUUCUGCACUAGCCACAGUCAGCGGCCACUGAUCUGAUCUGGCAAAUUCACACUGCACUGACUCCACGGCACUGCAGGGCCCUAGCCCACAGUGAAGUUGCGUCCUAAAGACCAAAGGUACAAAGCCUUGCAAAUGGAGCAGACAGGCCUGAGAGAGAACGGGACAGUAUGACUGUUCCUGUGUCAGGGUAUGACUUGCAGGAAAUACAAACAAGGAGACCUAAGAAAUAAACUGUGUUAGUUAUUAGCCUUGCACUUAGAGGUGUCAUUUUUUGAGAUGUAGCUUCCUUGGCUUAUUCACUGUCCAUUCACACAGUGUCCACACAGUUAGCUGAAUCGGGGCUCAAAAAAACAGUGGGACUCCGAGAAAGAAAAGGAGAUAAUGAAGCAAUAUGGUAUUUCCAAGCUAAAGCCUAUAUGCAAUUCCCUUUCUGCUAUAUCACACUUUUGCUCCCCAGUACUGCACCAGCACAAGCCUAGGAAGAGCUCAGCCACGUAGCUCAUCAGUGUGGUUCAGAGGAGAGGUCAAAUGACAGUUUUUCAUCCAGAACCUUGGCAAGCCUGGAGUGGAAGAUCCUUAGACAGUACUGCCUGGCACAGCAGUGAAGUACCCUGCAAGUUCAAUGUUCAGUAGUGCAUUCCCCUCGUCCUUGGGCCCUUCAGCAUCGCUCCAUUGGUACAGUUAUCCCCACAGCCACAAAGAAAUGCCACCUCUGUGCGGUGACUUGCUUCUUGCUGCCCCUUGCAAGGUCAGCUAAUUGGCCAAGAGACUCUUGGGGUGGUAAUUAGCCAAGUGAUUAGCCAUUAAUCCACAGCAAGGUAGGAGAAAAAAGAAGUGUGAGAAAAAAAAUCAGAUUGAUGUUUCAUCUGAGAGCCGUUUUGAUCCAGUAAUAGCAUCACACCCUUCUCUGGGUUAAAUUGUUCUGAGGGGGCCCUUGAAGGUAAUUAGACCAGGUUUUCCACCAGCAUCAGGAAGAAAGUGGUACCUGUCUCUACCCAAAUGUGAGAGUGAGCUCAGUAGAGAUGCAAAUUGAAGACCAUGUGCAUCCUGCAUCCUGGGAGGUUUUGCAGGGGAGUAAAGGGUCUGGAGACCGUGUAGUACUCACCCUGGAGGGGCAAUCUGCCUGGUGGCCCCAGGGCUUCCCAGUGCCUGGGCUGGGAAGGGAGGCAGAGGGGCAGUCUGUUCUUUCCUCAGGGGAUGGUUGCACUUGUCCCUUUGUGCCUCAGUUUCUCUCAGUGGGCCAGAUUAUGUCAGGCUGGAGUCAAGCUCCUGAUUUUAAGUGGUGAUGCACUUUUCACAGCUGUGUACACGAGCUCCCAGGCUGGACUGGCUGGGCCACCUCUCCAAGUCACUUUCAGGCUGCCUCAAGUGAAAAAUCCCGUUUCUUCACCCCCCCUUUCAUCAGAGAUGCUAAGAAGGUGUAAAACAUCCCUGUGGGACCCGGCAAAGAGCAAGCAGAAGCUUCCAGUUGCAAGCUGGAAGCUGUUUGUUGUGGUAUCCCUGCUUCACAGCCAGCAGCAGAGGAUGGUGUGGGGACCCCCAGGCUACUCCUCUGGUCAGGGUGAAGCGUGUCCCCAUCCUCUCACAGAUGCCCCAUUUUUUGCUGGACCUGAAGUGGUGUGUCACAUACCUGAGUUGGCUUUCUGCCUGGGAAGCGCCAUCACACUGCUUGGGGACUGGGUGUUGGCAAAGUGCCUCGGGGGCACCGGCGGUUGCAGUGCCUCCAUUUGAAAGGACCAUUGUCCAGAUCCCUUUGUUGGGUUCUUGCCACUGGAGAGACGUGUCAGCGUGGUGCUUUUCCCUUCCCAAACCCUGAUCCUGGAUGGCACCUUGAGGCAAAACUUGUGAUACCUCAAGAUUAAGAUGGGCAGAUGGGAAAGCUGAACAAGUAGGUAAGAGGGAGGUCAAUCUGAGCCCCGUGGUACAUUGCUCUGGGUCUCACCACUGUCUCAGCAAAGAAAAUGCAGGUGAAUUUGGGCUAAGCCCCCAGCUCCUUCCCUGUGUGUAUUCAGGGAGCUGUAUGAAGCAGACACAUCUGUGUCACAACCCAAAACGAGCCUGUAGUUUAUGUACAAAGACACCCCAGCUGUUUUUCUGCUGGGGCUUAUCACUAGGAUUAUUCAUUGCAAUUCACCCUAGUGAUGUUAUUUUCCCUUAUUUAAUUACCAGAUUUUUUUUCCUCCUGUUAAAUCAUUUUCGUUCAUCCAGGGGAAAAAAAACCAAACAAAAAACCUGAAGAUUUAUUCGUAAAAAGAAUCAAACAAACAGAAAUGAUAGCACCAAAUUGAUUGCAAAGACAUAAGGGACAAAGGGAGCCAUUUUCCUUAUGUUGAGUCAAAAAAGAAACACAACUGUUCAGCAGAAAUCACUGAGGGUAAGAGAGGGAUAUUCAAAAGCGUGAUCUUCAAGCAAUUAGAGAAGGGAAUGCAAUUAGAAUGGGGGCUGCUGCUCUCCUUUGCUCUUUUUCUUUCCCAUACACAAGCUCAGAAACACACACACGCGCGUGCACACACACACACACAGAUUUUUGGAGUUUCAGGCACCGGUCACGCUCAAAGAGCGGAGGGGAAAACCCCAUUGCCCAGCUCAGUGCGGCAGACCGGCAGAUGUGUCAUGCCUGCAGGCUGCACGAAGCGCAGAGGUUUCACACUGUGGAAAUGAAGGGGGUACGGCAGGCCCACUUUGUUCUGAGAGGAGAGACACUGGGGCAGGUUGUGGCCUUUUGCCAGCCCAUGUUCACAACUGCUCCUGCUGUAGCAACAAAUUUUUGAGUUUCUCUGCUCUGCUGGGCUGCGGGCAGUGGGCUCCAGUGGGGAGAGGAGACGCUGCCAGCAUGGCGGGCACUGAUGUGUUUUUUAUUCUGCCGGGCCUACAAUAGCACUUUACCCUCCCCUAGCCUGCAGUUUCACCCCCCUCUUUCCCUCCCCUUCGUAUUUGAUGCAAUUUGCUGACAAUUUGAGCGACUUUGAGAGAGGCAAGCGAAGCCUUGGGGCAGGGGAGGGUGCGAAGGCCUGAGGGUCCAACUGCUGCCUCACCAUUGCUUCUAAAACUCCCUGGUCGGCAGCACCGGGUGGGGAGAGCCAAGGGCUGGACCCGGCCGAGGGGCUGGGGCAAAGCACAGCCAGGGCUGGGGUGCCAGGGUGGGGGGUGCUGCCUUCUGCAACAGGGCAAAGGGGAGGAUUCAGUCCACCAGCAAGGGAAGGAAACCCAAGCCUUAGAGAGGGGGGUGAGUUUGUGCUUAGGACCAGCGUGACUUUCCAUAUGAAAUGUACCUGAGGUGAAUGUAAUAAGCAUAUGGAGUCAGAUCCUCCGCUAGCAUAAACUGGUUUUGGUGGAGGUAAUGUUGUUGAGGAUCUGGUUUUUCUUUUCUUUUGCCUUUCUUGUUUUUUAAAACAUGAUUCCUUAACUCCAGUGAUUUUAUCUCUCUUUUUCUUCUUCCUCUUGCUGUAAUUAUCAUUGUGGAAUAAAGACUACAGACAGACAAACAACCCCAAGCCCACUUUUUUUUUUUUUUUUUUUGUAAUCUGUGUUGUAAGUGCUUUUGUAAAAAAUAAAAAAUAAUAAUAAUGUAAUGGACUUUUAUGAUUUUUUUUUGUUUUUGUUUUCCAUCCUUUGUAAUAAUUUGUUUGGUUGGGGUCUGGGGGGGCAUUUUCAUGGUUAUGAUUUGUGUGGCAGGGUGUUGCAUCACCCUUUUACUUGUAUAAAAAACAAUAGUGGCUCAGCUGUGGAAAAAAAAUGUACUUUUUUAUAAAUAAAGAAUUUUAAAAAAAGG
Messenger RNA from Phalacrocorax carbo (great cormorant), 8706 nucleotides. The record is from RefSeq and is a predicted model, not a curated record. NCBI's taxonomy places the organism in Eukaryota, Metazoa, Chordata, Aves, Suliformes, Phalacrocoracidae.